GGGCAACGCUCUUGGUUUGAGCUCUCUUUCCUUGUCACAGUUGUGGACCCAACUUUUCGGAAGCAGACGACGUGAACAUAACUUUUUUUUUUUUAGAGGUUUUAAGACCCGGAGCAUACAAUGUUCACUAAACUCUUCCAGCAGUGGAGUUUCGCAGUGUUUCUGCUGAGUUAUUCCGUGCCUUCUUAUGGGAGAUCGGUAGAGGGGAUCAGCCGCAGAAUCAAACGGGCUGUAUCAGAGCACCAGUUGCUGCAUGACAAGGGCAAGUCGAUCCAAGACUUACGAAGAAGAAUAUUCCUUCAAAAUUUAAUUGAAGGUGUUAACACUGCAGAAAUCCGUGCAACUUCAGAGGUUUCACCUAACCCUAAGCCUGCUACCAACACAAAGAACUACCCUGUCAGAUUUGGUAGUGAAGAUGAGGGCAGAUUCCUAACUCAGGAGACGAACAAGUCACAGACCUACAAGGAACAACCCCUGAAGGUAUCGGGGAAGAAAAAGAAAGCAAAACCUGGAAAACGUAAGGAACAAGAGAAGAAAAAGAGACGAGCCCGCUCGACCUGGCUAAAUUCUAGCAUAUAUGGAAGCAGUGUGACUGAGAGCCCACUCUUGGACAGCUCUGUUACUACACAUAUUCACACUUUACGGAGGCGCUGACAUUUUCAGCAAGAGAUUUUUGGCAGACGUAUUGCAGUAUUCUGUAAUAGUGAACGUAUGGGAAGUAUUAAAAUAUUUAUUACCUGUAAAUAUUGUAAAUGCUCAGAAUAAAACCUUUUUCCCCCAUUGCUCUCUGAAACUGCACAUUUGGUUAUUGUGAAUUUUCCUCCCGCCCCUUUUUUUUUUUUUUUUUUUUUUUGCUAAGGCUAAAACAAUUAUUAUUGUCACAUUUACCAUAAUUUAUUUUGUUGACUGGUGUAUUUAUUUUGUGAACAUAUCUUGGUGCUGCUGACUUUCUAUAUUUUUUGUAACAUAAUGCACUUUAGAUAUACAUAACGAGUACAUUGAUAACUGACAUAAAAUAUUCCUGUUUUGUGGUUGAUUUCAAUGAAUAUCUACAUACAAAUGU
Colius striatus (speckled mousebird) is the source of this 1063-nucleotide messenger RNA. RefSeq names its product parathyroid hormone like hormone (gene PTHLH). Gene Ontology annotation, cellular component: extracellular region. Bases 121 to 654 code for a protein of 177 amino acids. The transcript is spliced from 4 exons. Gene Ontology annotation, biological process: osteoblast development; bone mineralization; regulation of chondrocyte differentiation. NCBI's taxonomy places the organism in Eukaryota, Metazoa, Chordata, Aves, Coliiformes, Coliidae. Gene Ontology annotation, molecular function: peptide hormone receptor binding; hormone activity. The record is from RefSeq and is a predicted model, not a curated record.